Molecule: messenger RNA, 3430 nt
Organism: Hypoxylon trugodes
Lineage: Eukaryota; Fungi; Ascomycota; Sordariomycetes; Xylariales; Hypoxylaceae
Product: SPX domain-containing protein
Exons: 6
Coding region: 279-3206 (975 amino acids)
Biological process (GO): lipid metabolic process
Molecular function (GO): phosphoric diester hydrolase activity; protein binding
Source: RefSeq, a predicted model, not a curated record
AGCCACUCAACGUUCUUCGAGCAGAUAGUUAUAUGACUCGAGGAGAUACGUUUUUGAGACCUAGGCCCUCGUUUCUACAUUAACCCUACCGUGUUGUCAGUUCGCAUCUCAUCUUGCUUAGGCCCCCCCUGGUACCACCCGCUCCCCUGCAUUUUCGUUACACACGGAAACCCGCUGUUAGAGUCAUCUCCAUUGAGACACGCCUUUGCCGCCAAUCUUGAGGUUCCCGCCUAAGUAAACAGCCUUCACGGGCUGGUUGCGGGCACGCUUGCCGCACCAUGAAGUUCGGUAAGCAAAUCCAGAAGCGCCAGCUUGAAGUACCCGAAUAUGCUGCCAGCUUCGUAAACUAUAAGGCGCUCAAAAAACUCAUCAAGAAGCUCUCUGCUACCCCGACUUUGAGCGCCCAAAAUGACCUUCACUUUACUCCCACGCCGGUAGACACCCAAGUCGCUCUGCAGGCAAACAAAGCAAAGUUCUUCUUUCAACUGGAACGAGAAUUAGAGAAAGUAAACGCGUUCUACCUCCAGAAAGAAGCCGAACUUAAAAUUCGACUUCGAACUUUGCUUGACAAGAAAAGAGUACUGCAAUCUCGCCAAGGAGUCUCUAGACGCUCCGCCAAAUUCACGACAUUGGAGGAAGGGUUCCAACAAUUUGCCAAUGACCUGAAUAAGCUUCAGCAAUUUGUCGAAAUUAAUGGCACCGCUUUUUCCAAGAUUCUGAAGAAAUGGGAUAAGACUUCUAAGUCUAAGACCAAGGAGUUGUAUCUCUCCCGCGCUGUGGAGGUGCAACCAUUCUUCAAUGCUACCGUCAUCAGCGAACUCUCGGACCAGGCGACGACCAGCCUGCAAGAGCUUGGGGCCUGGGCAGAUGGAGAUCAUGUACCGUUUGAAGCUCGGUCGGAACAUAUGGUGAGUAGCCAACAUCUACUUGGAACGGACGAAGGCGACGUAGAUAGUCUGCUGCUCGAUACAGCAAUUACCGGAAACUUGGAAUCCUUAAGAGACCUCCUUACAAGGAUGCGAGCUGGGUCUAGUUCACCGUCAGGGAUGGAUGUCUCGCUGAUGGAAAGGGUGACACGCACGUUCCUCGCUGCUAUUCAUGAAGCGCCGCAAGCUUCCCUAGAAGUCUUACUAGCGACUGGGUUGGUCGACAUCCGAUCUGAGGAUGACAUCAACGAGCGGAACUGCCUUCAUCAGGCUACUAUAUAUGGAAACUCGUUUGUGUUGAACGUUGGUCUCUCGGAAGGUGUUGAGGUUAGCAGAACGGAUGUCUACGGGCGUGUACCGCUGCACUAUGCUAGUAUGCAUGGUCGGUUGGAUAUGCUUGAACUUCUCCUUCGAGCUGACCCAACGACGAUCGAUCUGAUUGACCACGACAACUUCACCCCUCUGAUCCACGCGAUUAUUCACGGGCACCUUACAUGCGUACAACGACUUCUCGCAACCUCGUCACGACUAGAUCCUGUAUCAGAGACAGACCAUAUUCCACUUAAUCUCGCUUGCGAGCAUGGAUCUCUUGAUACAGUCAAGCUACUUUUGGAGCAUGGCGCGCAAAUACUACCUGAUGCUGAAGGGUUGUAUCCUCAGCAUCUCGUAGCACGAUCUGGCCAAACACCACAGCUACUCCGCCUAUUGCAAGAAUAUGGUGCCGAUUUAGAUCAAAUCGAUAAACUCUACGGCUGGACCCCAUUAGUACACGCGGCUAGCGAGGGAAACGUACCUUGCUUGGAGGAGCUCCUUAACGUGGGGGUUGAUCCUAACAUCGUCGAUGAGAAAGACUUGCCUGCUAUGUACUACGCUGCAUGGGAAGGGCAUCUGGAGUGCAUGCAGAAGCUUACGCCGCAUCAAAAGGGGAAGACAGAAAGCCCGUUGAUGAUGCAUACAAGCAGUUCACUCUUAGCCCCCAUGGGAAGUGGGAAUACACCUAUUCCCAUGUCCCUUGACGCUGAUGCCAUCCCUAUCCUUGAAUUACCACCACCGAUAAUACCUCUACGGCGUUAUGGCCACAAUUUCUUGGACACGAAGGCCGUUGUCCAAAUCAGCUUUCAAGAAGAAGGCGAUCACCCAUUAGUGUUCUUUCAUGAUAGCAAAUAUCCUGCUGCACGAUUAACGAUCUCCUCCAAAUUAUCGGAUCUCAUUCCCAAAAACAUCAUGUUGCCUUUCCAAGAAGAUACACGGCUUGUCUCUUUUCAGGUCGAUAACCUUGAUACGUUUACCCUCGAUUUCGACGUUUUCCCUACUUAUGGUGCGAAGAUAAUAGCGAAGACGGUUGCUCUUCCGAAUACGUUCCGAGCUUCCUGGAAUAGUUCAGGAAAAUGCUGUCUUCCUUUAUUCGACCCUCGACUACGGGCCAUUGGCCAAAUUACUUUCAAUACUCAAGUAAUUAAACCUUUCCAAGGAACUCCACUAGAGAUUACGGACUUUGAGACUUACUGGAAGGCUACGAGUCAGCUCGAUCAAAAUCCAACCAUGUUUGUCACAGGCUCGAGUUUGUCGGGAGAUUUUCUUCAGCUAUACGUUCAACAUACUAGUGAUGGCAUCCCUGUGGUAUGGCCACAGUGGAUGAUCCAAUGUGGCGGCAUUGAUAUAUCAAUCUCACGAUUAUCUUAUGAGCAAUUCUCUACCGUCACGGCGUCCAAUCCUGGGAGAGCUCAGCUUCACCUGAUAUCUUCGCAAAAUAUCAGUAAUAUUGCCGACAUUCACCACGUCCUCAACACCGCGGGCGUGUCCCUAGAACAGGCACUCUCCCUGCUUCCCAAUUCGAUGCAUGUUGAUCUUCAGAUUAUCUACCCGUCAGAAGAGGAGGAGCGAAGUCUCGGCCUAGGGCCAACUAUGAACGUCAACAAUUUUGCAGAUGCCAUACUAACUAUAGUUUUCGACCACGCGAGGGAGCAACGGGCGCAGACAAUGUCCGCUCCUGAUACUGUUAGAUCGGUGGUUUUCAGCUCUUACAACCCCACGCUCUGUGCGACUUUGAAUUGGAAACAGCCCAAUUUCCCUGUAUUCCUUUGCAACGAUCUCGGACGGGAAGAGCCUAAUAUCGCCUCGGGUGUUAUUAGGAGUAGCGGACGGAGGACAUUCUCGGUUAAGGAGACCGUGAGGAUAGCGCAGAGCAACAAUUUUAUGGGGCUUGUUUGCUGCUCUCGACUAUUAGUGAGUUAUCUCCGACAUUUUGAUUUCCCCCGGAUCAUCGAAGGGUCUACAUGAGGGGCAAUGCUAACAUAAGUUUUUUGACAGAACAUGGUUCCGGCUCUCGUGGAUGCGAUAAAGUCGCACGGACUAGCAUUAGUGGUCGAUAAAUCGGCCGAAUACGUCACGGAACCGUAUCUGCAUGCCGACGCAUUCCCUAUUCCUAAGGGUGUUGAUGGAGUAUUAAAGGGCAACGGAGUUUUGAGGUUUAAUGAAUCUAUAGACGUAUAGGGGGGUUGCGG